AAGUGCAUUUCCUCAUAAGACCAAUUCAGUCAAAAACGGCUGCUUCUAAGAAGACCAUUCUAUUCCCUUCUGUUUCUAUCUCCUGUAUGUAAUUAACUAGCAUAUACUAUUGAAACACUGUUCAUUUCCCACAAAUUAUCGUUAGUGGUGAUAAUUUGAGGGAAAUCCACGAUGGUCACAAAACACCUAUUCUUCUUUUCAUGCUUCAUUAUACAACUUAUACUAACUUCAAGUACUUGUCCAUCUUCAAUUUACUGCGGAUUCCUCGGAGAAAUCAACUUUCCAUUUACAACCACACAACACCCAAAUUGUGGCAUGUUAAUAAUCCAUGGUUGUGAUGACUCCGAACCACUUUCCAAAAAAACCAUACAAAACAACAAAAUUUGGUUCGAUAUUCUCGAAAUUAAACCCUACACAAUCACAAUUCGUGACGAUAAACUCCACGACCUGUUGCUACAAAGAAGUUGCGAUAUUCUAACCUACAAUUCUAUGUUCACUGUCAACACUCCUUUGGUUUCUUCUUAUUUGCAGAAUUAUGUAACCGUUUUCGGUUGCAACGAUAGCAAUACGCACGAUCUUCAACAGAUUUAUUCUGUUGCUAAUUCUACUACGAUUUGUAGGAACGAUAGUUUUUACGGUAUUUCUGAUUCGGAUAUUGUAAAGAGUGAUAAUAAAGCUGUUGUGGUUGUAACUGAUACUGGUGGUUCUAAAUUGAAUAGUCUUAAAGGAUGCUCGAAUGUUGAGCUUCCGACGAGGUCUGAGGUUCAACAUAUUGAUCCUGAUGAUCUUUUUGGAUUCUUGAGUGGUGAUAUUGCUAUUAAAAUACAAGUUUCUCAGAAUUGUUCUGCUUGUCAUGAUCUUUAUGGAGGUCAAUGUAGACUUGAUAACGCUGCCAAGUUUUACUGUCAACAAGGAAGAUCUAAAAAGACCCGUCUUAUAGUGGCAGCAGUUGCAUCUGCCGCUGGAGUACUGUUAGUUCUGGUUUUUCUAGCUUGGUUCAUGAGAAGACAGUUUUUGAACAAUAAAAACCCUUCACAUCAAAUAAUUGAGUUGUUUCUCAAAAACCAUGGUCACCUUUCUGCUAAAAGAUACACUUAUGCAGAGAUAAAGAAGGCAACAAAUUCAUUCAAAAACAAAUUGGGUCAAGGAGGAUAUGGCAGUGUAUACAAAGGAAAAUUACAAGAUGGAAGUCUCGUGGCAGUGAAAGUCUUAAGCGAAUCGAACGGGAACGGCGAGGAAUUUAUCAAUGAAGUUGCUAGUAUUAGUGUCACUUCUCAUGUUAACAUCGUUAGUUUAUUGGGAUUUUACUUGGAAGGUUCUAAAAGAGCUUUGAUAUAUGACUACAUGCCUAAUGGAUCACUUGAGAAGUUCAUAUAUGAAAAUAAAGAUCCAUUAAAACUCAAUCUUCAAUUGAGUUGUAAAACUAUCUACAAUAUUGCAAUCGGCGUUGCUCGAGGAUUAGAGUAUUUGCACAAAGGUUGCAAUACCAAAAUCUUGCAUUUUGAUAUAAAACCUCACAAUAUAUUACUAGACGGUGAUUUUUGUCCCAAGAUUUCUGAUUUUGGACUCGCGAAAGUAUGUCCUAGAAAAGAAAGUAUCAUUUCCUUAUUAGGUGCAAGAGGUACUGCAGGAUACAUUGCUCCAGAAGUGUUCUCUAGAAAUUUUGGUGGUGUCUCUCACAAGUCUGAUGUUUAUAGCUACGGAAUGAUGGUUUUAGAAAUGGUUGGGGGGAAACAAAAUAACAAUAUCGUUGAAGUUGAACAUUCGAGUGAAAUUUAUUUUCCGCAUUGGGUUUACAAACGGCUUGAACUGAAUCAAGAUCCUAGGUUGAGAAGCAUAAAAAAUGAAUUUGAUAAAAGAAUUGUACAAAAGAUGAUUGUAGUAAGCUUAUGGUGCAUACAGACUGAUCCAGCACAUAGGCCUGCAAUGAGUAAAGUGGUAGAUAUGAUGGAAGGUAACUUGGAAUCCUUGCAAAUACCACCAAAACCUUGUCUCUCUUCACCUCCCAGGUCUCCUUCAAGAUCAUCAGAUUUCAACACUCAUACAUCUCAAGAUUUGUAUCAUUCAGGCACAUCUCCCACCAGCGAUUAUCAACCUCUAAUAAUUUCCCCUUGGUAGCCCACCAUUCUCAGAAGAGAACGAAACAUUGUUGUUGUCAAAUAUGUAAAGUGUUCGAGCUAGAUUAUGUUAGUUGCAAAAUUAGUUAGAUUAAUUGUAAGUUAGUUAGAUUAGUUACAAGUUGGUUGUAAUAAUUAUUUUGAGAUCUAUAUAUAUAUAUAUAUAUAAAAGUAGCAUCUCAUACCUAUUGUAAUUAA
Molecule: messenger RNA, 2315 nt
Organism: Cicer arietinum (chickpea)
Lineage: Eukaryota; Viridiplantae; Streptophyta; Magnoliopsida; Fabales; Fabaceae
Product: LEAF RUST 10 DISEASE-RESISTANCE proteinUS RECEPTOR-LIKE PROTEIN KINASE-like 2.4
Biological process (GO): protein phosphorylation
Molecular function (GO): protein kinase activity; ATP binding
Source: RefSeq, a predicted model, not a curated record